This is a messenger RNA of Ectocarpus siliculosus, 789 nucleotides long. The record is from the annotation of a GenBank genome assembly. Lineage: Eukaryota; Phaeophyceae; Ectocarpales; Ectocarpaceae.
UCCGGUUUCUCUCCCGGUGCUCUCUCCCUCUAUCCCUGCGUGUCGAGGUCCCAGCAGCUGCAAUCAUGUCUCAAGAGGCUUUGACGAGCGAGCAAGUGGCGGAGAUGCGCAAGAAGCGCACCUUCAGGAAGUUUACCUUCCGAGGGGUGGACCUCGACAAGCUCCUCGACCUCUCCAUGGAGGAGUUCAUGGAGCUCGUGCACGCGCGCGCGAGGCGCAGGAUGUCCCGCGGGCUCAAGCGCAAGCCCAUGGCCCUCAUCAAGCGCCUGAGGAAGGCUAAGAAGAACGCGGCCCCCGGGGAGAAGCCCAGGGGUAUCAAGACCCACCUGCGGAACAUGCUCAUCGUGCCCGAGAUGAUCGGCUCCAUCGUCGGUAUCUACAACGGAAAGUCGAUGAACGGCGUGGAGAUCAAGCCCGAGAUGGUCGGCCACUACCUCGGCGAGUUCUCCAUCACCUACAAGCCCGUGCGCCACGGAAGGCCCGGGAUCGGUUCCACCAACUCGUCCCGUUUCAUCCCGCUCAACUAAACCAGCGGCAGCAUGUCGUAAACGGCAUGGCAAGGGGCGAUGUGGCCUGCCUACAACGAACCGCGGAAGCCUAGUGAAGCUUGGAAGCGUGUGCUCUGUCGUGCAAGCGUAGCUUAGCUUUGUGUUGUGCCUACCGUGCUUCGUGGCUUAGCCUACCCUACUUGUAGUGUUGUUUGUACGGGGGGGAGCAUCACGUCAUGGAUGGCGUGACUUGAGAGAGUGUCGUCAAUUUUUUUGACUACCACAAAAAAAUACAAAAAUG